Tricharina praecox is the source of this 851-nucleotide messenger RNA. RefSeq lists its product as uncharacterized. The transcript has a single exon. The record is from RefSeq and is a predicted model, not a curated record. Lineage: Eukaryota; Fungi; Ascomycota; Pezizomycetes; Pezizales; Pyronemataceae. Bases 240 to 701 code for a protein of 153 amino acids.
UCCUCCUCCUUCCCCCUACUACAUCUUCACUCCAAUCCUCUCUGGCCAGCUUCGCAAUAACAACCACAACCAACAACCUCCACCCACAACCACUCCCCAAACACACCGCCGUGCAUCCACAUCUCGAAAACAAGAAGACCGAAAUAUCUCCUACCAGACCUUGACAUCGGCCACUACUACUACUGCUACUACUACUAUCACCUCCACCCAAACCGAACCCUCCCCGACACACUAUCGAAAUGGAUUGGUCUCAUGAAUUCUGCCUGUCCUGCGAUCGCCAGAUCUCGCAGUCCGACCAUGGCGCCUACUGCUCACAAUCCUGCCGACUGGCCGACCUCGAACGGGCGUCGGCUUACUCUGCUCCCUCCUCGUACGCAUCGACCACUUCACAGACUGGCUCCGGCUCCGGCUUCUACCUUCCUCCGGCAUUGAACUUCUCCUCGUCCACACAUCAGUCAUCCGCUGCCUACUCGCCAUCCGUACGAAGUCCCACCUCAUUGUACCCCAACUACUCAACAACACAGCAGUCCGGCGAGCGAAGCUUGUACAGCUCGCCUUCUCGGUCAUCCCUCUCGUCGUUACAUAGCCACGGUCGCAGCGAACCCGCAGCACUCUCGGACAAGGUCAAGAACGAGCUCCGGGAAUACGCCGGCUCCUUCGACCACAUCCGGGACUGGAAACGACGCAUGACCGUUGUAUAAAUCUUCUCCUUCUCACGCCCAAUUGUACUUUACGAAUCGCAUCAUCAUCAUCUCUCAUAUCUAUCUGGCAACGGCAUUUCGGAAUCUUUUCUACUUCUUUGGCACAUAUUGCAACCCACGGUUUUUUGAUACAAAAAAAGGAUCUUUUUC